GUAUUCUUCAAUUUUGCGCAUUUUUUCAUCGUAUCAGCUAACGCGUACUCGUAGACUUUUGUAGAAAACAGUGCUGAAGCGAAUAUGAGUUACCGACACAGAGGUAUAGUGAAAAUUUAGUGUUGCCAAUGCUGUAUUUCAGUGCUUUUAAUUUCCACGGAAGGAAGUAGUGCAAUAGUGAAAAAUUUCGAAAUCGGGUGUUUGGAUGUUAGCAAAUCCGAAAAAAGAGGUCGAGGAGAUACCUGCUACGAGACGCGAUUAUGGCGAACCAGUAGUUGAUACAGGCGUGGUUUCGUUUGGUGGACCUUAUGGAAACCCAUUCGGAGGCCUUUUUGAGAACAUUGAAAGUGUUAUGAAAAGGAUGAGACAACAAAUGGAAACACUAUUCAGGAAUGUUCCUGGAUUCAGAAGCAAUGCCACGUCAUCGGAAGAAGACGAUGGGUUCCCUACUUUGUCUGGAGGUUUCCCCAUUCCCGCUUUUCCCGAUCUCGAUUUGGGCAAGGGCAAUACUACAUCCGUUACUAAGAUAAUCAACGGUCACAAGGUGGUGAUCAACGAGACGGAAUACUCCAAAGACGACGACCUAGGUGGCGCUUUCUUCCACGUGCGCGUCAUCGACGUUCGUCCCGAGGACGAAGGCAAAGCCAGCGGAGAAACGAGCACGACCAACACCAAAGACGUGGAACCGCUUUCCGGACAGGAUAGCAGGGAGAACGAAAUCCCGCAAAACAGUCGCGAGGCUAGUCGCUUCCAAAACCUUGAGACAUUUGACGAAGUAGACGCUCUCGAACCGUUCGACACCAACGAAUUGUCCGAAGGUCACUCCGAAUGGCAACAUCAAAAUUCGCUCCCCAACCAUCUACCGAUCGAUCUGUCGAGGGACACGUACGUGAACCAGCUGUUGGCUCAGAAGGGGGCCCCUAGGAACCCGGACGCUGAAGUUUUCGAUGUCAGGCAUCCCAGGGAUACGAGGCGGUAUUUCCACAGGCGGAAGUGAUACGAAGAAACGUUGAAGCAUGUUCGAGUAAUGAUGAACAACUUGUAAACAGAUACUGUAUUUGACAUUGCCGAUCGUACAACCUUUACCUUAGUGAUAUCAAAUAAAUAAAGAAGGAAUUUAUAUUUGUGAGUCCGUAACUCAAAAGAUAUGGUUGAUAUUGAAACACAAUAUCGUAAGCUUUUUCAGCUAUAUUGGCCAUUGUGGCAAAAUGAACUGAAAAUAGCGUCAUCAAAGUUUGUGAGUGGGUAAUCUCAUUGUACAGUAAUUAUGGUUCUAUUUUCUAAAAUGGCCGAUGGUACAGAAAAAGCCAAUAACACAAUAGGAGAUAGUGGCAUGAAGAAAAAAACUGUUCAGAAGUGGGAUUUUAAAAGCGACAGUUGUACUUUUAAAUUUAGCUUUUCAACUGUAUGAAAGAUGUUGUACAUUUGUCAAGUCAAAAUAUAUUUUCAUUUAUAAUUGCUUCAUCAUUAUUGUGAAUGUACCAAUUUGUUUAAUUUAUUUAUUUAUUUUGUUACUAAAAAGACUGGUAACGAUCGAUUUCGACACUAUAGCUGAACGACCUUUUUGGAAAUAAAUAUUUUGUUUUUAAACUGUGUUUCAUUUAUCUCCAUGCGUCAAAGAUCCUGUCAAAAUGAUUAUUAUAAAUUAUUUUUUAUUAUU
Molecule: messenger RNA, 1660 nt
Organism: Acanthoscelides obtectus
Lineage: Eukaryota; Metazoa; Arthropoda; Insecta; Coleoptera; Chrysomelidae
Source: the annotation of a GenBank genome assembly